This is a messenger RNA of Paramormyrops kingsleyae, 6266 nucleotides long. It is a transcript of the gene plppr4b, whose product is annotated as phospholipid phosphatase related 4b. Gene Ontology annotation, molecular function: phosphatidate phosphatase activity. NCBI's taxonomy places the organism in Eukaryota, Metazoa, Chordata, Actinopteri, Osteoglossiformes, Mormyridae. The record is from RefSeq and is a predicted model, not a curated record. Gene Ontology annotation, biological process: signal transduction; axonogenesis; phospholipid dephosphorylation. Gene Ontology annotation, cellular component: plasma membrane.
UGACGGACAUGUUCAAACCCGUGCUCUCGGGGUACACCUGCUACGACCGGAGCCUGAGCCUGCCCUACGUGGAGCCCACCCGGGAAAUGGUCCCCUUCCUCAUGCUGCUCAGCCUGGCCUUCGCCGGACCCACCGCCACGGUCGGUCAUCACCCGUCGCUCGGCAUGCAUUUUUGGAAUGAAAGGCCUAGUGGCAUUUAAAUCAAUGGUCUAACAGCCUGAACAAACAUAUCAGGCUGCUCCCUACUAAAAAAAAAUUACUUUAUGCUUGUAGCUAGUUUAAGCUGGUUUUAGCUGGUCUAAGAUGGCCUUAGAUGGGCAUGUCCCAGCUUUUGCUGUUCUUUGAUGGUUUAGGUGGGUGGGUCACCAGUUGGUCAUGCUGAUGUGGCCAGCCUAUCAAGCUGUUCAUCCUGGUAUGACUAGCUAAACUAGCUAGAAUGACCAUCAUAAGCUGGUAUGACCAGCCAAACCAUAAUGUGAAAACAUACCUUAAGCUGGUCAACUACUGUAUCAUAAUCUUGAAAUCUAUAUUUCAGCAAGGCUAUCAGCUAAGAUCACAACGACCUGGAUAAUGAGGUUAGAGUUUGGAGUUUAUAACAAUGGCUAUAUCAUAUUAAUGCUAUCCACCAAGCGCCAGUUACAUUUCUGCGACAUUUUUAUCCAAAGCAAAAUACCACCGAGAAAGCUGGUGCAAUUGGGGUUAAAGGCCUUGUUCAAGGACCAAACAAUCACUCCGGCAACUACGGGAACUGAAUCGGCACCCUUUUGAUCACAGGGAUAGAGUCAUAACUCGUGGAUCCCGAUAAUCACGACACAAACACAGGAUUUUUUUGUAUAGUCACUACCAUGACUACAUUGUCCUUUUUAUUUUAAAGACCAAUAUCAAUGACUUUCAACUGAACCUGUAUUUAAACAAAUAAGCUCGUAAUUGUAUUUCAAACAGUUUGAUUGGUCGUGCACCAAUUUCCCACAUUUUUUACGCAGCCUUAAGGGGCGCCAACUAAAUCACAUGCCCAUGUUUUAUUAGGGCUGUACUGUACAGGCACUUGAGUGAAGAGUCAUACCAACAAGCUCCCAGACUGGGAGGCCUCGCUGAUGAAGCAGCGGACGCCUCUACAGCACACAGUACCCACAUCCUGCUCGUGCACAAAUAUGGGGAAUCGUUUGUAUGUUUGUUCUUCCGUUUCCUGUGUCAUGUUAGUAUGAAAACAUCACAGAAAUGGAAAAGCUGCAGAUGUGUUUGGCUCUGCGCCCUUUCUAACUGCAAAAUGAGGUCACUGCCUGGUGUAUAACAUUGUCUGCAGGUGGGUCAGGGAAUUGAUUUGAAAAUGUGUUCAGCUUAUAGAGUACAAAUGCUAGUGAGACAUGGAUGUUCUAUACCAUAAAUGCCUUUGUAAAAGCAAAAAAUAUUGUCUAAAUCAUUUUCCUAAAUACAUAAACCAACAUGUAUCUAAACUCAGCUAUCAAUUAGAGGUGGUUCAGCUCUGUAUUCUACCCAGAAGGCUUGAGUCCCAGGACCCACAAGCUUACAGAGUGAGACUUCCAGGUGAGAAUGCCCGAUCAGAAAGGGCUCAAACUCAGAAAAUAACCAGUUGUAUUUCAUUCUCAAAGUGGUGACAGCUGGGCUGCACAUUUAGAUAUCACUCUCAGCUGUGCAGAAAAGCUGGAAAACAAGUUUACCAUGACAAACAGAUGCGUCAAACAUGUGCAAUUCUUUUGCUCAUAUUAGGAGUUUUACUGCUGGAGGAUGUACAGUACUGUGCAGGCCCAACAUUCUCGUGUUCAGUAUGGACCGAUAAAUGCAGUGCCAUGUUGGAAAAGGGGCCACAGCAUAGCUGAAAGUGAAGAUAAUGAUUGGGGAAGGAAUUCUCUACUGCUGCUUGAUAAAAAGGGGGUACGUCGCCGGAACGGAGCUGAACAUCAAUGCCGCAGGCUGCAACUUUAACUCGUACAUUCGCCGAGCUGUCAGGUUUGUGGGCGUUCACGUGUUCGGCCUCUGCGCCACCGCCCUUGUCACCGACACCAUCCAGCUGUCCACCGGCUACCAUGCGCCUUACUUCCUGACUGUCUGCAAGCCCAACUACACCACGCUGAGCACAUCCUGCGAGGAGAACUCCUUCAUCCUGCAGGACAUCUGCUCCGGGACUGACCCAUCCGUCAUUAACGCCGGCAGGAAAUCCUUCCCAUCCCAGCAUGCCACACUGGCAGCCUUCGCCGCUGUGUAUGUUUCGAUGUAUUUUAAUGCGACACUGACUGACUCCUCGAGGCUCCUGAAACCAGCGCUGGUCUUCUCUUUCGUCAUGUCCGCCAUCAUAUGCGGACUGACACGGAUCACUCAGUACAAGAACCACCCCGUUGACGUCUACCUCGGCUUCCUCAUCGGAGGGGGAAUGGCCGUCUACCUGGGGCUUUAUGCUGUCGGCAACUUCCAGCCCGGCGAGGAGCUCUCGAGCCGGCCGACGCAACCUCGUGAAGUCCAGCAGCCCCCGACGGACCAGCGCCAAGAAUCGGUCCGCCAUUUGUCGAUCAAGAGCAAUUCGAACAGCAACGGUAAUCCUCCACGGCCCGAGAGCCUCAUCAGCCGCAACCAGCGCAACACCAGCUCUCUCACCAACCUGAAGAGAGCCACUGCCAACGUGGAGGUCAUCACCCCGAGGGUCCCUAUGGGCAAAGAGAGCAUGGUGACCUUCAACACCCUCCCUAGGGUCCACACAUCAGCCUUGGAGGACCCUACCCGACGCAACGCCACCAUGCAUGCCACCAUGGACGCCAACCAAUCCAAACAGCUGCUCUCGCAGUGGAAGAGCAAGAACGACUCCUGCAACUUAUCCCUGCAGGUGAUAGAGACGGAACUCAGCCACUCCCCACAGGGGUCCAUGGAGAUGAGGUGCAACUCUGAGCCGGCAGGUGUGGGCAUCAACGGAGACCACCAGGGUCCUGCGAGCCAAUACAUGAAACUGGCAACCAGCACCAGUAGCGGCAUCGCAGGAGGCACCAGGGUGUCCAUGCCGUCCCGUCCCAGCUCCACCCAGCUGGUCCACAUCCCCGAGGAGACUCAGGAGAGUGACAACAUGUCCCCAAAGAAUAGUUCCACACGCUCCAAGUGGCUUAGCAUGGCUGAAAAGAGUGUGGCCUGCAGCCAGCCAAGGAUCAUGCAGGUCAUCGCCCUGUCCAAGCAGCAAGGUCUCCUCCAGGGAAGUCCCAAGAGCUCCAGCGGCAGCACGGUCAGCUGCACCGGAUCCAUACGCUACAAGACACUGACAGACCAGGAGCCGGUAAAUAUUGUGAGAGUAGAGGCCCACCCAGAAAACAACAGGUCGGUGGUGCAGGGCCCGACACCUAAUGGAGACGGCUCUUGGAAGUGGAACUCACAGGAGAGGGUCAGCCCAAGGCAGUCAUACGAGUUCAACAACCUGAAUAGAGGCUCGGAAAGCUCAGGGUCCCCGAAGGAUGGCAGUCAGCAUCUCCACCACCAGGCCGUCACCACCAUCCGCGUGACCCCAGUGGAGGGGGCAGAGGGGACCUCCGAGACUCUUUCCAUUGCUUCCAGCCAGGACUCAACCCUCAGGAGAAAAGGGAAUGUCAUCCUCAUCCCCGAGAGAGGCAGCAGUCCAGACAACACCAGGACCAUCUUUUAUAAAGGAACCUCGCAGAGUCAAGCUUUCGGUCGGUGAUCUCUCCUUGCAUCUGUGGCCCCCUGUACAAAGUUUAUAUGUGGUCUUGGGUGCUCUCGCGUCCACCCACAAUAUUAUGUACAAUCAAGCCAGUACCAGAUGGACACAAGGCUCACUUGUGCAUGAUGAUCUUUGAUGUGUAUCUGUAUAUUAAUGCAACAUCACAAACUUGGCGCUAUGGUGAACUUGUCAGCUAGCUAACUUCUUUUACACAUCACGUACAUGUGAUUUUGCAAAAAUCAUUGAAGCUAUUUCAAUUGUGCCAAAAUUCCAUUUUUGUUCAGCUUUGCUUUAUUUUUUUAUGGUUUUACCAAUUUUUUUUUCUCGUUUUGUCAGACUGUAGAUCUUUUAGUGAUUCUUCUGGCUAUUGUUAGGUAUAAACCAAUUUGUUGUAACACUCGAUAUAUUUACAGUAUAUGGACAUGUAUUCAGAAAGAGAGAAACAGAGCUAUUGCAUGGAAGACCAUAGAAGUUUAUUAUUAAGGAUGUCUGGCAUUGCGCUCUUAACCUUCAUCGUAGUUUCUGCUGUAGACAUUGCAAUACAUCCACAGUGCAGAAGCACUGGAUUCUGGGAUAGGUCAGCAUGUCCAGAUGGACUCAGGUGCCAGGUAAAAAAUGGCCUCUGUCCAAUAGAAUGAAAGGACACGUGUACAUUGAGAAGUCUCGGGGGUAAUGCUAUUUUUGUGUUGAAUGUCACACUAAAUAUUUUUUUAUCAGUGACAGUUAAACUGAGAGCAUUGUGUGUGUGCGUAUCCACUUUCAAACGAAAUAACCUCACCAUUAAAUCUCCACAAGAUUCAUACACAGUUUCCUGGCUUGGCUUCUAACAAGAACCACUUUUUCAAACGUGUCAUGUCCUUUAUACAGUUUAAAUGUAAGCUAAAUGUUAUUUCUUGCAUAAAAACAUGAAAUCACCUUAAAUUUGCAAUAUAAAAUGCUUCAAGCGGAGGAAACUAACCCCUUUCUAGGAACAAAAGGUGUUUGUAUAAUACUUUUUCACAGAUGGUUUUAAAUACAAUGUAAGACUUUUUUAGCAAGUGUAUUAAUUAGGAUGCUCUCUUAAAUUAAAUUUCAUCCAAAUAGAGGCAAAUUUCAGAUGUGUUCCAAAAUAUAUAUUUCUUAAAAAUAACCGCAUGGGGUAUUACAUACUCUGACGGCUGGCUUUUGUUGUGUCCUUUUCACAUUCAUUAUCCUCUAAAUUGUUAAUUAAUGUGUCUGCUGCACUCUACUGACUUUUGAGAGGGGGGUGUAUGGUAUAAUGACAGUUCUCCUCCCCACUUUGCUCAUUUCCCGUUUCUCCCUUUAUAUCGGUACGUUUUCUGCAAAAACCUAGUGGCUCAUUUAGCACUUGGGCUUUUGGUGAAAUUCCAAUCGAAAAAUGCAAGUAUUUAGUAUGCACCAUUUGAUCAUUCCAAGUUAAUUCAGCUAAGAUAAGCUAACGUCCGUUAGCUUAGAUAUUUUAGGCUUUCCUGCAAAGGUUCUGCGGACCUACAUGUCUCUGGUCCUAUUCAGGAUGUUCCAGAUCUUAGAGCAGAGAGGUGCGCUAGUUUGCACAGCUCUGUAACACAAAGAUGUGUCCUUGAAGGUGGAUGUGCUCUGUGUCGUCCGGAGAUGAAAAUACUUGUCAAGCAGCUUCCUUCAGGCACCAUCUUGCUGGUAAAAUGAGAGCAGAGCUGGCCGAGUUCCGCUCGCUCCCAGGGCCUUUUUGGAGGGAAGCCUUAUCUGUCAUCAGUUUAAAUGAUCACAUGACCACUGUCCCCUUUAAAACACUGGCAAACUGCUCUUAUGUUCGAAAGCAGUCCGCCAGAGGAAAACACUAAAUAUGGACCCAAGCAGUAAAUUACAGUAGCUUGAUGUGUUGAUAAUGCCGAUUAUCUGGUUGAUUGCAUGUAAAUUGGACCAAGAAUCGUCCCACUGUCAAAAACUGCAACAACCGAUAUUUCUUUAAUGUUGCUGGAGUAUUAGCCUUUACAAGAUACGUCAAGGAGGACUUGAAAUGAGUUUAUGUUACCAUUUAACUCAUAUGUUGUACCAAUCCAAAAAUGUACAUAAACAUUACUUAUUUAAAUGAUACCGUAUUGUUAAUGUAUGUGCCAAAGGGUUUUUAAACGUUUUUUAUAGUGUUUUCCUCCACUUCUACAAAUAUAUAAUAUUUAAACUAUCAAUUGUUCUUACAUCUCCUCUCCAUACUAGUACUUGUACAAUUCUGUUAUUUCAGAGAACACAUUAUGUCACAUAUGGAUACUGGAUUUGACACUAAGUAGCAUCGAUGGAGAUUGAGAGAUUGUGAGUGUUACAUUGUGGAUUGUAACCUAUCUGUCACUGUGUACACUGAGGAACUGUGAUGGUCCUCCCACCAAGCACUGUACAAUGUCUGCGGCCCUGUUUCUGUGCUGGAAACAAGGCAUAGCCAGACGACGAGAUGGAUUCCUCAAGGGGGUCAGUGAAAAGCACCUCCUCUCAACCCCCUGCCCUAUACAACAGCUUUAGAACAGAUGUAUUAUGUUACUGUAUAUUUUAGGGCUUGCAGACAAAUCUCAUGCUUUUGUCGAUCUGUUGAGAUACAUAUUUGCUAAUAAAGUUUUUAAAAACA